AUGAGGUUCGUUGGUCUCGUGAGCUUGGUCGCUCUCAUCUUCCUCCUGAGCUUCAGCUGCCGUUUUAUUUCUGUCACCGAGAAGCGGCUGAAACUUGUCUUUGGUUUCGUGGAAGGAGAAGGCUCGGCGGUAGCGGCGAGAAGCGGGAGCCAUGGCAGCAACCAGCAGCACGCCGAGCAGUGGGCAGAGGAGAGGAAGAGGAUGAGGUGGUUCAUGACGAGGGACUACGCGAGCGCGCGGCGGCACACGCCCAGGAACAACCGGCUGGAUCCUUAG
Miscanthus lutarioriparius is the source of this 276-nucleotide messenger RNA. The record is from the annotation of a GenBank genome assembly. NCBI's taxonomy places the organism in Eukaryota, Viridiplantae, Streptophyta, Magnoliopsida, Poales, Poaceae.